UGUAUUGAUGUGAACACCACAUCAAGUGUGGUGAGAGGUCUUACCAUAAAUGUGUUGAACAUAAGGGUUGACCAGUUUUUGAACAUACCUUACGCCGAACCCCCAGUCGGAAGCCUCAGGAUCUCUAAACCAACGCGACUCAAACGGGUAACUCAUGUCAUCGGCACAAACACUACUAAAAGUAUAGUUAUGUUAUGGAUAUAUGGCGGUGGUUUGUCAUCAGGGUCCAUAUUUGACACCCAAUAUAAUGGCAGUGUUUUAGCCACACAUGACGUGGUGUUUGUGUCGACAAAUUACAGGUUAGGACCGUUUGGC
Molecule: messenger RNA, 315 nt
Organism: Oppiella nova
Lineage: Eukaryota; Metazoa; Arthropoda; Arachnida; Sarcoptiformes; Oppiidae
Source: the annotation of a GenBank genome assembly